CUCAGCUUUCAGACAUCCAGCAGCUCGAGGUGAAAUCAGGAGCCUUUGACCGUAGGACCAAGGAGGUUCAUCAGUUGCACAUUAAAACCUGUGAGGAAAAAGGGAAUGAAAACAAGAUGGCUGCAACUUUAAGAAUCAUUCUUGGAGAGGACAACGCAUCAAAAUUAUCUCUUCCCAAUGGGAUACCCAGUUCACUAGAGUACCUUAAGGAAGAAAUUAGAAGGCAAUUUGGUUUGACUGGAAACUUCAGGCUUCAGUACAGAGACAUUGAAUUUGACAACGAGUUUGUGAACUUGACACUGCCUUCAGAAAUCAAAGACAAGUCCACAGUUAAAGUUGUUUACUUGCCAGUUGAGUCGGAUGUAGUCUCCCUCAAUGCCACACUCCAGGAAAGAGAUGACUGUUCCACCCCAUGUUCUCUAGCUGAUACAGACAUUCUUUCUUCUGCUGAAUCUACCUCGUCAGAUUCUUCACUGAGAUCACAACCAUGGCCCUUGAAAUUCCAAAUACCUGAGUUUAGUUAUGAGGUGCAGUUUCAGUUAGAACAAGGAAACCAAGCCUUCCUUAACAAUGGUACUCUUCUGCAUCCAAGUACCAAACUCAAAUCUGAUAUAUUGCAAAGUUUGGCAUCAGAAAUGGUCAAAUACAAAAUCUAUCCUUCCAGCGCAGAAUUUGAUAAUGUAGCGGAGGCCUUGAUAACAAAAUAUCCAUGUUUAAAGGAGCAAGGUUCAGUCACUGGCUAUUAUGGAUGGAAAAUCAGCCUGAAAUACAAAAUGGCAAACUAUCGAACUAGACUAAGGAACAUCGGCUGCCAAGAGCUGACCAUUAAUUCAGUGAAAGAAAAGCGAAGUGGCAUGGGUCCAGGUCCCAACCAGGUGAAGAAGCCACGGAAGGCAGAAGUCAACUUCUGUCCGGAUUAUCCACCAGGUGAAACUAAAGAGAGCCUUGAGGAAGAAAGGAAAGCUCUUCUACUAGAGGUCAAAAAGAAGAAUAAUGAUCAACUAAUAAAAAGAAAAAUGGAAAAAACCUUUGCCUACCGAAGACAGGAAAUCAUCAAAGACAUGCCAUUCAUUGCAGAGGUCAAAAACAGAUGGCCUGCCCUGUUUUCAGAGACUGAGGUUGUUGCAGAGUUCACCCGCAUCACCAUGGUCCCUUUGUUGUCGACUUUCAUGGCCAAGCUGGACCACUACGCUGACCACCUUAGAGUGUUCAAAAAGAAAGGGGGGACAGCUAAACGCAAUAUCAACUUAAUCAUGGCAGCCAUGGAUGGGGAAUGUAUUUUAGUUUACCUUGAUUGA
Pundamilia nyererei is the source of this 1298-nucleotide messenger RNA. RefSeq lists its product as uncharacterized. The record is from RefSeq and is a predicted model, not a curated record. The transcript has 3 exons. The annotation marks the transcript as partial. Lineage: Eukaryota; Metazoa; Chordata; Actinopteri; Cichliformes; Cichlidae.